ACAGAAUUAAAAUGGAACGCGCCUUUAACGAGGCUGAAAUUCUCACUCCAUAGAUGAAGACAGAUGGUACCUGUACAGCAACUAUCUCUUUCUAAUAUUUCACGACUAUAUAAUAAGGAAUAAAUUGACGAAAUUUUCGUUCGACUCGCACUUUUAUCUGGUCAAUCUGUAUUCCUCGAGACAACAUUUGAAUAAGCAUGAUGAACUUUUCAAGCAAAACCGUCAAACGUUGAGAGUUAUGACGCCCGAGUGCAUUGCGUGAACGUUCCCGGGAGAAACAUUAGCAAUGGUGGAGACUGCCUAUGAUCCUACGUUUGAGAGACACUUUAAAGGUCAUAAGGAUGGAGUUACAGCUUUAUCUUUUCAUCCAAAUGCCAUUCAGCUUGUGUCAAGUAGUCUGGAUAAAACAUUAUUGGUAUGGAAUCUGACACAAUCAGUGCGAGCUUACAGAUUUAUAGCUCACAAUGACAGUAUUUUGGAUGUGUGUUAUGCGCCAUCCGGUGAAGUCAUAGCCAGUGCUUCGAGAGACAGAUCUGUGAGAAUUUGGGUUCCUAAAGUAACAGGGCAAUCGAUAGACUUUAAAGCUCAUAGCUUUGCUGUGAGAUCUGUACAAUUUAGUCCAGAUGGAGAAAAGUUGCUCACUGCAUCAGAUGAUAAGAGCAUAAAGCUGUGGAUGGUGUGUCAGAGGAGAUUUCUCACGUCGUUCAGUGGACAUACAAAUUGGGUCCGGUGUGCCAAAUUUUCUCCAGAUGGUAGACUCUUGGUAUCCUGCAGCGACGAUAAAACGAUAAAAGUGUGGGAUAUUACUAGCGGACAAUGUGUUAAAACCUUCAACGAGAUAAAAGGCCCUGCAACAUACGUAGAGUUUCAUCCGAGCGGUGCAGCUAUCGGAUCGGCGAAUAUGGAUGCUUGUGUUAAAUUAUACGACUUAAGAACAGGAUCUUUGUAUCAGUAUUACGCCGCCCAUAAAGGGCCUGUACAUAUGAUUAAGUUCCAUCCGAAGGGAAAUUUCAUGUUAACAGCUUCCAGCGACUCUACGAUGAAGGUUUUGGAUCUACUGGAAGGUAGACCGAUUUAUACUCUAAAGGGACAUACUGGUGAAAUAACGUCAAUAACAUUCUCCCAAGAUGGUGAUUUCUUUGCUUCUGGUGGCAUGGAUCGACAAGUUCUAAUGUGGAAGUCUAAUUUCUGUAGGGAUGAUAUAGCCGGAAAGGUUCCGAGACAAUUAAUACCUCCUGCCAGUAAACUAGAGUUUAAGAUGGAUAUUGCUGAAUCAGAUGGGAAGCCACUUGCGAAUAGUGAAAAACGUAGAGAACAUAAACAACAGAAGCAGAAUCAAGAAGAAAUAAUAACUCGAGAAGAAUAUUUAUCGAACGUACUGGAAGACUUGGAUCUGGAAUCUGGUAGAAACCACUACAGAGGUCCCAUUGUUGAUAUACCGAGGAAAGAAGUCGAAGUGAUCAAUAUGAGAAACAUGAAAUCUCCCGCAAAGAGUCGUGUAGUAAACUUGGUAGUACCACGACAUGAGGAAUCCCUUUACACGCAAUCGUCUAGUCAAUCUAUUAGAGCAGUAGAGGCACUUCGUGAUCAAGUACAGUCGUUACGCGACACAGUUAAUGUAUUGGAGGAACGUUUGACAGUAUUAGAGGAAACACUCAAGAAGUAAAUUUUAAUCCUUUUUUAAAUUAUAAUUAUUGAUUAUAUAGGAUAAUUUGUACGUGUUUGCAUGUGUGUGGACUAUGUAUGCGUGAGGCCUUGAUAAGCGAUAUUUUUUAAAUAGAAUUUAAAUUAACUUUCUUUGUAACACUUAUGAAGAUAUUAACGAAGUUCCCUGAUGAUAAACACGUCUUAAUAUUUUAUAUACGUUAUACUACAAAUAUUAUAAUUGAUAAGAAAAUAUACCACUGUA
This is a messenger RNA of Dinoponera quadriceps, 1909 nucleotides long. It is a transcript of the gene Poc1, whose product is annotated as POC1 centriolar protein homolog A-like. The record is from RefSeq and is a predicted model, not a curated record. Bases 287 to 1666 code for a protein of 459 amino acids. Lineage: Eukaryota; Metazoa; Arthropoda; Insecta; Hymenoptera; Formicidae. Gene Ontology annotation, molecular function: protein binding. The transcript is spliced from 7 exons.